UUAAAUAAUCGAUAUCGUUUGCUUUCAUAUAAAAAAAAAGAUUUCAUUUUGGAUAAUUUUUUCGGAAGUUAUCAGCAUUUAAAAUUUUGUAAACAGUCUGCCACGCCCCUGUUUACAGCUGCAGCAGAAGCACGCAAACCGAAACUAAUUGUAAUUUCUCAAAUUAAUAGUAUUUUAAUUUUAUUUUAAUGAAUUUUUGCUCACCGUAAGUUUACUAACUGUUAACUGCAGUGUUUGUAUAGUCACUGAUUUGUUUUUGUUUAUAUUGCGAUUUGCUACGUCUAUUUUCCUGCGUUUCUACUAGUAUUAUUUUGAAAUAUUAUUACUGAAUUGUUUGUUAUUGUUUUCGAUUUUAUUUAUUUAUUCAGUGUUAUUUAUAUCGUUAUUGUUUUCGUUUUAUUGAACUUGCAUUUUUCAUAAUGCAUAGUAUCAGUUCUAAAUGGAGGAAACCGAAAGGUAGACCUUCAAAGAAACGAGCUACUGGGCUAGCUAAUUUCAAGAAGGGGCUUGAGAAAAAAAGUGAGGGAAAAGAAAGAAACACAUCUGUUUUGCCAAGUCAUAAUGGUAAUGACAAUGAUAGCAAGUUAGCUAUUGCAAGCCAACCUGCAUUUACUAUUAUGGAUGGCAUUGUCUGCUCAGUGCAGUUGCAUGCAAUGAGCGUGAUGAGAAAAAUUUAGAUGUUGUGACUCACAAAACAUAGCUUAGCUUCACAACUGAAACUUUUUUGCAAAUCAUGUGGCCAUAAAUAUGGAACAACAUUCUCAAGUGCUCGAGAGAAUGACAGCAAGAAAUUUGCUGUCAACAAAAAGUUAGUGAAUGCUUUUUUAUCAAUUGGAAAUGGAUAUGGUCCUCUGGAGGUGUUCUCAAUGAUGCUUGGAAUACCGUGCAUGGACAGUAAAACUUUUUAAAGUGCUUGGAUAGUUUAGUCGCUCAUAAUGAACAGGCUAAGAAAGAAGUUUUGAAACUGUCUCGUGAUAUUGUAAGAAAACAUUACAUUGAUGAGGUUUCUGGCUCCACCGCAGACGUUAUUGACAUGUGUGUGUCUUAUGAUGGGACGUGGCAGAAGCGGGGCCACUCCUCCUUAUAUGGCAUCGGAUUUGUUAUUGAUAACUCAACUGGACUUGUAGUCGACUAUGAAAUUUUAAGCAAAUACUGUCAUGACUGUGUUGUAACAAAAAGUGAUUUGGGUGCAAACAGUCCAGAGUUUCAUGUUUGGCAUACCUCUCAUGAACCAGAAUGUCAGAAAAAUUUUGACGGCUCCUCCAAUAGUAUGGAGAUGGCUGCAGCAUUGAUAUUGUGGUCACGGUCACUGGACCACAAUAUGAGAUAUGUAACAAUGCUUUGCGAUGGCGACGCUAAAGCUUAUCAACAUCUCAAUGAUAAACGUGUUUAUGGUGAUACUGCAAUAAACAAGGAAGAGUGCAUCAAUCACGUUGCCAAACGUUUAGGAACUGGGUUGCGGAAUAAAGUGCAAGAGUGGAAAAAUAAAGGGGUCACUCUUGGUGGAAAAAAGAAAGGUGCUUUAAAAGAUGACACAAUAAAGAGACUGCAAAAUUAUUAUCGCAAUGCAAUAAAAGACAAUGCCCCUGAUGUCUCAAAGAUGAAGUCGGCUAUAUUUGCAUCGCUAUUUCAUUGUAUGUCAUCAAAUAAAAAACCGAUGCAUAACAAGUGUCCUGUUGGAGAAGCAUCGUGGUGCUUUUAUCAAAGAGCACUGGCGAAAGGCGAGAAUCCAAGUAGCCAUGCUAACAUGAAAACUGUGCUCUCAGAAACGGUUGUUGAGAAGAUAAUGCCAGUCUACCAGCGACUGGCAUCCGAUGAAAUACUGGCGAAGUGUAUUUCCGCCAAAACACAAAACUCAAAUGAGUGUUUACAUAGUGUUUUAUGGAACAAAUGCCCGAAAGAAAUUUUUGUGUCAAAGAAAAGAUUAGAACUAGCUGUACUUACAGCUGUUAGAGAGUUCAAUCUCGGUUGUGUGAGUUCCUUGGAAAAGUUGGCUACCAACAUUGAUGCAAAUGAUUUUUCAAUGUCGAUUGCUGAAAAAAGAGACAAACGACGACAAAGCCAACUGACCAAAAGAAAAUCAAACGAUUACAAAAUGAAACGAAAUAAGAAAAAAUUUAAGUGUGCAACUAAAAAUGCUAAGAUUUUGAAACGUGAGGGAGCGACCUAUGGAGCAGGACAAUUUUAGUGGAACAAGUUUUAUUUUAGCAUACCAAAUA
Messenger RNA from Parasteatoda tepidariorum (common house spider), 2219 nucleotides. RefSeq lists its product as uncharacterized. NCBI's taxonomy places the organism in Eukaryota, Metazoa, Arthropoda, Arachnida, Araneae, Theridiidae. The record is from RefSeq and is a predicted model, not a curated record.